This is a messenger RNA of Prinia subflava (tawny-flanked prinia), 7040 nucleotides long. RefSeq names its product gamma-glutamyltransferase 5 (gene GGT5). The transcript has 12 exons. Gene Ontology annotation, biological process: leukotriene D4 biosynthetic process; glutathione catabolic process; inflammatory response. Lineage: Eukaryota; Metazoa; Chordata; Aves; Passeriformes; Cisticolidae. Gene Ontology annotation, molecular function: glutathione gamma-glutamate hydrolase; leukotriene-C(4) hydrolase activity. Gene Ontology annotation, cellular component: plasma membrane. The coding region runs from base 238 to 1911 and encodes 557 amino acids. The record is from RefSeq and is a predicted model, not a curated record.
AUGGUGGAUCUGCAAGAAAAGUUUAUAAAGAGAGUGUAAAGCCCCUCCACACCUCAGCGAGUAAGUGAGAAAGCGUACAGCGCUUUUUAAUGUUAGAAAGUUCUUAAAGUUAGAAAGAAUGUAACGCUGGGGGCAGAGCCCACUGCGGUGGGACCUCCCUCACUAAACCGCCGGGAUAUAUCCGCUUCCUCGAAAGGACCGAGCGCCUUGCAGCUGCUCCGGCGGCACAGGAUAGCCAUGAGCACGGGGAAGAUCUGCUGCCUGCUGCUGCUGACCCUGGGAGUGCUGGCGGUGGCCGUGACUCUUGUGGUCAUGCUGACCCAGCCCAGGUGCGGUGCCCAGCAGUACCUGCACGGCGCCGUGGCUGCUGACACCGAGAGCUGCUCCCUCAUCGGCCGGGACAUCCUGAAAAGUGGAGGCACAGCUGUGGAUGCUGCCAUUGCUGGCUUGAUCUGCACUUCAGUGAUGAACCCUCAGAGUUCGGGCCUGGGUGGGGGUGUCGUAUUUACCAUCUAUAAUGCCAGCACAGGAACAGUCGAGGUGAUCAACGCCCGUGAGACGGUCCCACGAAUGUUUUCUCCCAAGUUAUUGUCUGGCUGUGGGGCUGGUUUCCCCAUUGGUCCCCUCUGGAUUGGCGUGCCUGGAGAACUCCGUGGCUAUGAGGAAGCCCACAGGCGACACGGCCGCCUACCAUGGAAAGCCCUGUUUGAACCAACCAUCAAGCUGCUGUCAGAGCCACUGGUCAUUUCCCCAGUUCUGCACAAAAUUCUCCAUCACCCAGCCUUCUCUGCUCCGGGGAAAAGCCUGUGCCCACUGCUAUGUGAUGGUCAAAGAUUUCUGAAGGGUGGUGAGACCUUCCGGUGGCGAGCGCUGCAGCAAACUCUGCAAGCUGUAGCAGAACACGGAGCUGCAGCUUUCUAUGAGGGAGAGAUAGGAAGGGCCCUGGUGGAGGACGUCAGGAAGGCUGGGUCCAGUCUCUCACUGGAGGACCUUCGGGCAUACAAAGCAGAGGUGUCCUCAGCUCUGAACAUCACCCUGAACAACCACACCACAGUGUUUGCUCCAGGACCACCCAUGGGAGGUGCAGUGCUCAUGUUCAUCCUCAAGGUAUUGGAAGAGUUUAAAUUCCAUAAAGCAUCACUGGCAACACCUGAGGAGAAGGUAGAAACCUACCACUACAUUGCAGAGGCCCUGAAGUUUGGCAACAUGCUAAGACCCCACAUGAGUGACCCAGCCUUCUCCGAAGCUCAGGUGCCUGUGGGGACCCUGCUGUCUGAGCAGUUUGCUGAGUUGGCGAGGCAGCGGAUAGAUGCCCGUGGUGACCACCCACUCAGCCACUACAGCCUGCUGGAGUCCCUCUACAGUGACAAACACAAAAGUAUGGGCACGAGCCACAUCUCCGUGCUCGCUGCCGACGGCAGCGCCGUGUCUGCCACCAGCACCAUCAACUACCCGUUUGGCUCCUUUGUGUAUUCUAACCAAACUGGGAUAAUUUUAAAUAAUGAACUUGCUGACUUCUGCAUAGCAAACAGAAGCAUUAAACCAGGAGAGAAGCCUCCCUCAGCAAUGGUGCCUUCCAUCCUCAUCUCCAAGUCAGGAGACAUGCUGGUGAUUGGAGGAGCUGGGGGGGGCUGGAUUAUCAGUGCUACCACCAUGGCAAUUAUAAACAAGCUGUGGUUUGGCUAUGACUUGGAACACGCUAUUUCAGCUCCUGUCAUGCACACCCAGGGUGACAGUGUCCUGUUUGAGGAGUCUUUUAGCGAGGAGGUUAGGACUGGCCUGCUGGGAAGAGGACAUAAAGAAAAGAAAGACAAAUUUGCAAUGAAUGUUGUACAGGGAAUUUCCAAGGAAGGAAAAUGCAUCUCUGCUUACUCUGAUAAAAGGAAGCUGGGGAAGUCAGCUGGAUAUUAGCAUGAAAUGUCAUCACAAUUCACAAAACCACAGGAGAUUCAGAACAUGCUUUGCUUGGAUGUGCCCAAAAUUUCCUGCUCCCAUCAGGAUGUCUCCUGGAGCAUGGGCACAGUCUGUGAUUACAUCUAAUUCCAGCAGGUCGCCCUCAGGCAAUACAAGGAGAGCUCAGCCAACCUUGUUUAGAGCUACACCUUUCAUUACUUAUGUGAUACACAGAGAACAUAUUUCUUGAGCACAUCAGUUACUCAGAAUGAGAGAAUACAAAGUGUGAAAGGAAAAUUGGUCCAAACCCCACUGAGAACACUGUGAAAUGGCCCAGCUGCAUCUUCCAUUCCUAGUGGAGUCCCAGUUUCUUUCAGGCUGUUCCACACUAAGCUUUUUGCUGGGGCUCAGCAAUGUGAAAUACAUUACUAUCUUAGCUAUGAACAAAGAAGCAUCUGUAGGGUCAGGAUUUUAAAAUCUGGAGCAUUCAGGCUUAGAGUGUGGGUUUGGAAAGGGAAGAGAUCAAAAUUCUACACUCUCCCUCUGUUUUCCCACCCAAAGAAGCUCAGCUUUUCCCCGAGGUGGCAGAUGAAAUCACACCACGGCACAAGUGCUGCCCUGCCUGCUGCUCUCUGCCUCGGGGGUCCAAAGGACCCCACAGGCUCAGGGUAACUGCCCCAACACUUCCUCCAGCCCUGCUCAUGGUGCCUCUGGAAUAGCCUCCCAUGGGGGCAUGUGAUUUCCCUGCUCCUGGGACAAACAGGCUUCAGCUGAGCUGGAGGUGCCUCUCCCUGUGGCGAGAUGGGUCCCAGCCUGUGCCAGUUCUCUCUCCUCAACACUGGUACAUCAGUCUUAGGGAAGGCAGGUCAGGAAGGCAGUGGAAAUGUUGUUUUGUGGAAACUUUGGAACUUUCUUCAAAUUGCAAAGUAUACGUGUCAGGAGAUGUCGUUUGUAGCCCUGAGUUCAGCUGGGCCAGGCAAACACCAGGACUGCUGAGAAGUGAGGCAGCACCAUCAGGCAUGAGCAGAAUUCUCCCAUUCUCUCCAAAUCCCUGUUUACCACAGCUAAUCUCUAGUGUUCCCUUUAGACCACCAGGAGGGCAUUACAGGACUCUAAGAACUAUGACAGAAAGAGAAAACCUUUGGAGAGGAGACCUGAAGGUGAAAGAUUCUGGAUUUUGCACCUAGAUGCAAAAGGUCUUUGCAGUUAAUCCACAAUCUUGCCCUGCUCAAAAUGACCAAGAGAAUCAAACAUUUAAGAAAGUAAAACCUAAAACCCAAAAAACCCCCAAAGUUCUUUAAAUAUGCAGGGUCAAAUUCCCAGAAUGCUUCAAAAUUCCAUUUUCUGAAAGCUUCUGAACCUGACUUCCCUAUGGGCACAGUGUUGUGUGUGUGUCUGAAAGAAAGCAGAGCCAGGCACUAGCAGAGCCCUCCUCCUCACACAUAGAGUCCAUGGGACUCCUAGCUCUCCAACAAAAAGAAUCCUUCUGUAAACAUUAUAACAGGCACAUACUAUUAAAAAGCACAAAUUAAAACAAGGCCAGCUAGAUUUAAUGCCAAAUGUUUUUACUCACAAAGCCUGUCCAACAAAGCCAUCAAUGUACUGAAAUCUCAGCCUUCACUUGCAUUUUAGUGAUGGUCCAAGUGCAGCUGACCAGAGCCAGACAUGUGUUUUCCUUCAGAAGUUGUGCACCAAGGACUGUAGCAUGGCCCCUGCUGUGUCAGUGAAUGACUGCUGAGUUACCAGAUCAUAACUGCAAGCACUUGAUCAUGCAGCUGGAAAUCAAGUAACUCAUGGAUGGAGCCAGCUCCAUGCACUGCCCUGCUCCCUCCUUGUCCAAGUGGAAUUCAUCUGAAAUCCCCCAGUUCAGGAAGAACUGCUGCUUUCCCCAGCAGAGCUUCUCACUCACACCUGGAAGUGGCUCAGCACCCUCUGAGGCAGCACCACAGCGCUGGUGAAUGGGAAAGGAGACAGCCCCAAAAGCUGACAAGGGGCAGUUUUUAUGUUCAUGUGGAAGGAAUUACAUUGACUAUGACUACCAAAGAAACCAAACCUAUCUAAUUUGCUGGAGUUUUCUACAUGGAUUAACUCCCUUGCCCCAGGGAGCAGUUCCUGGGUGCAUCAGUUGUGGUGUCAGAAACACCACCCGGCAGAGCUGUGCAGGGGAAACACUGACAGGUGCCAGACACCAUCUGCAGCUCCCACUGCAGCUCCAGACACACCAACCAGACCGGAUGCUGGCUCUGGCAAGAUCCAUAGUUAUUUCCAGCUAACCCCACUGAGCCGAGAGUUUGCAAUGAGCAACUGAGAGUGGCACUGGCUGGAGACAGGGAGAGCACUCCUGGCUUCCCUAUUAGGUUUCAGGGCCAUCUUCAGCAGUGCUCUGGUCCCUCUCCAUCAUGUUUCACUACAGAAAACCCAAGUCACCAAGUAACUGAGCCUUUCAUUACCUUUUGCUUCUGACACACCUUAGGGUGAAGCACCCUGCAGUACUCCAGCCUAUCACCUUUCCAGUGCAGUAGUAUCACAGCUACUUCCCACCACAAAGGCACAGGAAUAUUAUCUUUAGUCCAGUACUCACUGCAGUUUAACUGCUUUGCUAUUAACUUUGCAAGUCAGCCAGUGAAGCAGUUUAAAAACUCAUCAUAGAUUUAAUUUGCAAGACAGAAGGAAAUGGGAGUGCAGAUCUCUCAGUGUGGCAGAGACUUCCAGUCCUGCAGUCCUUCCAGCAGAAUACCUGGUGAAGCUGAGAUUGUACCUGCUUUGGCACCUCUGCUCUUGCCCGGCCACCUCCUCACUGCUGCUGAAAUCUGCUUGGGUCAAGAGCCUCUCAGUUUGGUCUCUCCACAUUCCUGCUCCUCCCAACAAGAGAGCAUUAUUUUUGUACUGAAAUCAACUUACAUGGACUUUUAAAGCAUCACUGUACAGAGGCUGCUCUGUUUUCUAAUGAAGUCUUUAAGUUAUACUUUAAUAAAAUGUUUUUAGACCUGAGUGGGAUUUUCUCUGCUAAACCUGUUGCCUAUCCCAUCACACAAGCACAGAGGACUCCAUGCAGGUGUUUCCAGCAGUAACAGUUGUUCAUUCUGGAGCCUCAUAUGCUGCUGGAGAAGCUGAGCAAUGGUGCAGCUCCUGCCACUUGUCUCUCACAGCUGAGUUUUGUUCCCUUGAAGAGGCUGGAUGGUUGCCAAAAGAAAAUUGUGGUCAUGUCAGACUGAAGAAUAGGGGCAAGAGGUGAACCCUCCAGCUCAUGACCUGAAUUGCCUUUUAAUGGUACAGCUUCCUUUCCAUCAGCUGGAAUCAGCCAUGGAAUGUGUCCUGUUCUCCAUGCCCUGCACGGGGCAGGCAGCCCACACCAGCACACUGUGUGCACCAGGAGCAGAGCCACGUGCUCCCACUCAAAAGGUGGGACAUGGAAUGACGAGGGACCUCAGAGACCAUCUUGUUCUGACCCCCUGUCAUGGGCAGAGAUGUCACUCACUAGACCCAAGCUGUCCUUGAACAUUUCCAGGCAUGGGGCAGCCACGGUUCCUCUGGGUAACCUCUGCCAGGGCCUCACUGCUGUCACAGUCAAGAAUAUCAUCUUAACAUGUAACCUAAAUGUUCCCUCUUUCAGUUUAAAGCUAUUUCCUCUUGUCCUAUCCAGAAGACUUUUCCCUGCAGCUGAAACAUCCCAUCAGCUGAGCAGCCUGGAGGGUACAGCAGGAGGUUUUACAGCAGGAACCACUGACUGACAUCUGGCUGUUGAUGCACAGACAGCCCCAGCGUUGGGUGAGCAGUGGGAUGUGGUAUCCAAGCAGGUGGUAGAAGUGCCUGUCAGUGUACAGAUAUGUCCAAAUGAGAUACAAAUAAUUACAGCUUGCAGAAAUAUCCAUAGCUUUUUAAAAAAAAGUAGGAUGUAAGUGCAAGCUGUAGCCCUGUUUACCAAAUCAUUCCUCUGCAGUGAUACCACUAAAAAAACAACCAGACAUAUAAACUUCUGCAGAAUCAAGAAUUCAAAUGCAUUUAUAUAAGAACAGUUGUAACUAGGAGUGUUUUAAGCUUUCCACAGGGGAAGCUUUUUAACACAGGUUAUAAAUAAUAGGGGAAUUUUCUGACUAGCAAGUAGAAAUUCAGGGACAUCAGAACAACUGCUGCACCAUGAACUGUUAGAGGCAGCCCAGCAGCAGCCACUCACACCUGUGAGGCAAUCAGGAUUGUCCAACAGGCCUUUCCCAGAAAUCAGUUUCCAAUUUUGGACUCACUGUAGUGGUUGUAAGAUUCCAAUAAGCUUAUUUUGCUGUGCAGCAAUUUUCUUUAUUUCCCAGGUGGCACCUAGCCAAGAAAGAACUCUGCUAGUCCCAAUUCCAAAGGCAGUCUGACACUGAGGACAUCAGCAGUGGAAUUACAAGAAGUGGAAAAGUGGAAGUCUCAGUUCAGCAAUAAGAGGACAUAGACUUGGCCCCAAACUGGUCUCUUGAGGGAACAAGAGGGAACACAGUGACUUAGAGGUCAUUUACAAUCUCUGCCUUUGCUGCACCUAAUGCAGCACCACCAGUAAGAGCUCGGGAAAAGGAGCCAGACCACACUCAGGGCACGUUUGGUAAAAGCCACUCAUUUGGGUCAAAUGAUAUAAGCAAAUAUGUAUGUUAAGGUCAAAACUCUGACUGAUUUAAACAUCAUCUAGCUGUCACUUUAUUCUGUGAAACUGGGCUUUCCUCAAUUCCAGACACUUCUAGGAAAGAGGUUGCAUGAUGCCUAAAACUUCAGCCUUUCAUUUUCUCUUCUGUAUUUUAAGGUUCUUACAAACUGACAGGAAGUUUCAACAAGCUGAAUAGAUGAGUUAACUUACUGCCACUUGUGUAUCCACAAUUUCAAAAACACCACUAGAGCGUGACAAAAUCCUGGAUCAUUUGGUUUUGAUCCUGGGCUAAGUGAUAUAUUGAUCCAUGACGGUAGGUGAACACCAAACCCCCUCAUGCAGGUACAAACACUCUCAGCUGCUCCAUAUCAGACAGGGAUUUCUGAGAGCUCCUUAACAGUCUGGUUAAUGGUAACUUACCUUUAAACAAGAGUAGCUGCAGCAUACCCUUUUGUAGAAGUUUCAUUUCCCCAAACUCUGAUAUUUCACGCCUGCAGUACGACAUGAAAAAAAGCGAAGUGGAGAAAAA